Elgaria multicarinata webbii is the source of this 1923-nucleotide messenger RNA. It is a transcript of the gene KARS1, whose product is annotated as lysyl-tRNA synthetase 1. Bases 22 to 1806 code for a protein of 594 amino acids. Gene Ontology annotation, cellular component: cytosol; nucleus; cytoplasm. The transcript has 14 exons. Gene Ontology annotation, biological process: basophil activation involved in immune response; positive regulation of macrophage activation; diadenosine tetraphosphate biosynthetic process. NCBI's taxonomy places the organism in Eukaryota, Metazoa, Chordata, Lepidosauria, Squamata, Anguidae. The record is from RefSeq and is a predicted model, not a curated record. Gene Ontology annotation, molecular function: ATP binding; tRNA binding; lysine-tRNA ligase activity.
GCCGCGCCCGACGACGCCUCCAUGCUCGGCCUGGCCCGGCUGCUGGGGGCCCGCGGCCCGGCUUGGGGGCGGCCGCUCCGGAGCUGCAGCGGCAAGAGGGAGGCCCCGGGCCGGCAGCCGAGCGAGCUGAAGCGGCGCCUGAAGGCGGAGAAGAAGGUGGCCGAGAAGGAGGCGAAGCAGAAGGAGCAGAGCGAGAAGCUGCCGCCGGCCGCUGCCCACGGGCCCGAUUGCGCACUUGCCGACGAGGAGAGCCUCGACCCCAACCAAUAUUACAAGAUCCGCAGUCAGGCCAUCCAGCAGCUGAAAGGCACCUCCGAAGAUCCCUACCCACAUAAGUUCCACGUGGAUCUGUCCCUGACGGACUUCAUAGACAAGUACAGCCACCUACAGGCUGGGGAUCACCUGGCUGAUGUUACAUUGAGAGUGGCAGGUCGGAUCCAUGCAAAACGUGCCUCUGGAGGGAAGUUGAUUUUCUACGACCUUCGUGGGGAGGGAGUUAAGUUGCAAGUUAUGGCGAAUUCCAGAAACUACAAAUCUGAAGAAGAAUAUGUGCACGUGAACAACAAGCUUCGCCGGGGAGACAUUAUCGGGGUCCGAGGGAACCCGGGCAAGACAAAGAAAGGGGAGCUGAGCAUCAUCCCUUAUGAAAUGACCUUGCUGUCACCGUGCCUCCACAUGCUACCUCAUCUUCAUUUUGGGCUCAAAGACAAGGAAACCAGAUUUCGACAGAGAUACCUGGAUUUAAUUCUUAAUGAUUUUGUGAGGCAAAAAUUCAUUGUCCGAGCAAAGUUGAUAACGUACCUUCGAAACUUCCUAGAUGAGUUGGGCUUUCUGGAGAUUGAGACUCCCAUGAUGAACAUCUUACCUGGCGGGGCUGUUGCAAAGCCUUUCAUCACUUACCACAAUGAGCUGGACAUGAACUUGUACAUGAGAAUAGCACCAGAGCUCUACCAUAAGAUGCUGGUGGUUGGCGGAAUGGACCGGGUCUAUGAAAUUGGGCGCCAGUUCCGGAACGAAGGCAUUGAUUUAACUCACAACCCAGAAUUCACCACCUGUGAAUUUUACAUGGCUUAUGCAGACUACCAUGACUUGAUGGAGAUCACGGAAAAGAUGGUUUCAGGAAUGGUGAAACACAUCACGGGCAGCUACAAGGUAGUGUAUCACCCGGAAGGCCCAGAGGGCCAGGCGUAUGAAAUAGACUUCACACCACCCUUCCGGAAGAUCAGUAUGGUGGAUGAGCUGGAGCGAGUCCUGGGAAUGAAACUUCCAGCAACGGAUCAGUUUGAAACAGAAGAGACUCGCAAAUUCUUUGAUGUUGUCUGUGAGGAGAGAGGAGUUGAGUGCCCGGCCCCUCGGACUACAGCUAGGCUGCUUGAUAAGCUGGUUGGAGAAUGUUUAGAAGUCACAUGCAUCAAUCCCACGUUCAUCUGCGACCACCCCCAGAUUAUGAGCCCCCUGGCCAAAUGGCAUCGCUUUCGGCAGGGGUUGACAGAGCGUUUUGAACUUUUUGUGAUGAAGAAGGAGAUCUGCAACGCCUACACGGAGCUGAACGACCCUUUUCGCCAGCGCCAGCUCUUUGAAGAUCAGGCCAAGGCAAAAGCUGCUGGUGACGAUGAGGCAAUGUUCAUUGACGAUAACUUCUGCAUGGCUCUGGAGUACGGGCUCCCCCCCACAGCUGGCUGGGGCAUGGGCAUUGACCGCCUUACCAUGUUCCUGACGGACUCAAACAACAUCAAGGAAGUCCUGCUGUUCCCGGCCAUGAAACCUGAAGACAAGAAGAAGGAUGCGGAGGGGACCUCCGUGUGACCCAAGAGACUGCAGAGGAGGGCAGGCGGGUGGGCGGCCAAGCCGCUGGUCUGGCUCUGAAGGGGCCCACUGUAUUUCCCCAGUCCUGAAUAAAGGCCCUGCUGCCUACUCUUCUUA